UCUCAAAGUCUCAACCUUAUUUGUUUUUUGAACUAACUUGCAUCCUAUUCCUAUCAUCAUUCUCUUUUUUUUCUUGGUGAGAAACAAAAUGUUGUAGAUACCCGGCCUUGUCUCUUGUCUUAGUUAGGAUCGGAUAUUGUCCUUCGUUUUUGUUUUAUUCUUCUUGUUCCUUCUCUAUUUUUUUUGUCUACUCUUCUGCUUCCAAAUUUGUCCCUCCUCCCUCUUCAUCUAAAAUCCCCUUCACUCUGUUUGUAUCUCUUCGUCGUGUUGGUAAUGGUAGGGGACAAACCUAUGCACCUGCUUUUGUCUUCUGGGUUUUUCCAGUUUCUGGUUUUAUACUAGCAACUCUUCACUUUCUUCCCUCAUGCUCAUUGGUCUUUUGGUUCUACACACCUCCAUGGCUAUUUUGGGUUUGCUUGUUGAAUGAAACAUGGGUGAAUAGUUUUGGAGUGUUUCAGUUUUUUGCAAGAGAAGGGUAAUGCUUGUCUAGUUAAACAAGGCCAUGCCAGUUUUCAGUUCCUUUCACUCUUACAAUAAUUGUCUUUUCCAACUUGCAUGCAUCAUCACAUUACCAUUAUUGACAGCAUUUUCCAUCAUUACUUUCUGUCAUCUUACCUCAAACAAUCGCUUACUUUUCCUUCGCAGACAUAAAUAAUUAUAUAAAAAGAUCAGAGAAGAGUCUUUAAGUGAAGUUGGUGUGAUUUUUGGUUUACAAAUUCCAGUGAUCAACAAAGCCAAACAUGCCAGUGAGGCAGAUGAAAGAAAGCUCUGAGCAACACAUUGUGAUUAAACCCCAUUCUCAGAACCACAUGAAUAAGGCACCAAAAGCUGCACAAAAUGGAAAAGGACCACCACCACCACCACAAGAGAACCACCAGCACCACAACAACAACAACCACCACCACCACCACAACCACCAGUCAUCACCUCAACCAAGAAACAAAGGGAGAAGAAGGGGCAGAGGUGGGAGAAAAUCUGAUCAAGGAGAGAUUUUGAUGAGACCAAGUUGCAGGCCCUGCACUGCUGGUGCUGCUCCUCCUCCUGUGACAGCAAAUGGGAUUAAUAGUAAUAAUGUUGAGAAUGGCUGCAAGAUCAGUGGUGGUGGUGGUGACAUAACAGACAUGGGUUUUCCCACUUCAAGCAAAUCCUUGAGCUUUGCUCGCAGGCCUGGCUAUGGACAAGUUGGGACAAAAUGCAUUGUCAAGGCUAAUCACUUCUUUGCUGAGCUACCGGACAAGGACUUGAACCAAUAUGAUGUAACAAUUAGCCCAGAAGUGAGUUCAAGAGCAGUAAAUCGGUCCAUAAUAGCAGAACUUGUGAGGCUUUACAAAGAGUCUGAUUUGGGGAUGAGGCUUCCUGCUUAUGAUGGCAGGAAAAGUCUGUACACUGCUGGCCAGCUUCCCUUUGCCUGGAGAGAAUUUAAGAUAAAGCUUCUUGAUGAUAAUGAUGAUGGAGUUAAUGGCCCCAAAAGGGAAAGGGAAUAUAGGGUGGUGAUCAAGUUUGUUGCUCGUGCAAACUUGCAUCACUUGGGUCAGUUUCUAGCCGGCAAGCGAGCUGAUGCACCACAGGAGGCACUUCAGAUUCUUGAUAUUGUACUGAGAGAGCUAUCAACUAAGAGGUACUGCCCCAUUGGGAGGUCCUUCUUUUCACCUGAUAUUAGAACACCUCAACGGCUUGGAGAGGGUUUGGAAUCAUGGUGUGGAUUCUACCAGAGCAUAAGGCCUACUCAGAUGGGCCUUUCCCUCAAUAUUGACAUGGCUUCUGCUGCAUUCAUUGAGCCUCUUCCAGUAGUAGAAUUUGUUGGCCAACUAUUAGGGAAAGAUGUUCUUUCAAGGCCACUGUCGGAUGCUGAUCGCAUUAAGAUUAAGAAAGCCCUUAGAGGAGUUAAGGUUGAAGUAACACACAGGGGAAGUGUAAGAAGGAAAUAUCGCGUUUCAGGAUUGACUUCUCAACCAACAAGAGAACUUGUGUUCCCUGUUGAUGAGAACUCAACCAUGAAGUCAGUGGUUGAAUACUUUCAAGAGAUGUAUGGUUUCACUAUUCAAUACACUCACCUUCCUUGCCUUCAAGUAGGAAACCAAAAGAAGGCAAACUACUUACCCAUGGAGGCCUGCAAAAUUGUGGAGGGGCAAAGGUAUACAAAAAGAUUGAAUGAGAAGCAAAUUACUGCACUGCUCAAAGUUACUUGCCAGAGACCGCGCGAUCGCGAAAAUGACAUCUUAAGGACGGUGCAACAUAAUUCUUAUAAUGAAGAUCCUUAUGCAAAGGAAUUUGGUCUUAAAAUCAGUGAAAAGCUAGCUUCUGUUGAAGCACGAAUUCUUCCUGCCCCUUGGCUUAAAUACCAUGAAAGUGGGAAAGAAAAGAAUUGUUUACCCCAAGUUGGUCAGUGGAACAUGAUGAACAAGAAAAUGAUUAAUGGAAUGACUGUUAGCCGGUGGGCGUGCAUUAACUUUUCGCGGAGUGUGCAAGAUAGCGUUGCUCGCACAUUUUGUCAUGAGCUUGCUCAAAUGUGUCAAGUGUCUGGCAUGGAAUUCAAUCCAGAGCCUGUCAUUCCCAUCUACAAUGCCAAGCCAGAGCAGGUAGAGAAAGCUUUAAAGCAUGUUUAUCAUGUGUCGACGAACAAAACUAAAGGGAAAGAGUUGGAGCUGUUGUUAGCAAUAUUGCCUGACAACAAUGGAUCUCUAUAUGGUGAUCUCAAGCGUAUCUGUGAAACUGACCUUGGUUUAAUUUCACAAUGCUGUCUGACAAAACAUGUCUUCAAGAUCACCAAACAGUACUUGGCAAAUGUAUCUCUAAAGAUCAAUGUUAAGAUGGGAGGUAGAAACACUGUUCUUCUAGAUGCUGUAAGCUGCAGAAUACCGUUGGUUAGCGACAUACCAACCAUAAUAUUCGGAGCAGAUGUUACUCACCCUGAAAAUGGAGAAGACUCUAGCCCUUCAAUAGCAGCUGUAGUAGCAUCCCAGGACUGGCCUGAAGUGACAAAAUAUGCUGGUUUAGUGUGUGCUCAAGCUCAUAGACAGGAGCUUAUACAAGAUUUGUACAAAACUUGGCACGAUCCUGUUCGUGGCACAGUCAGCGGUGGCAUGAUCCGAGAUUUGUUGGUUUCGUUUAGAAAGGCAACAGGGCAAAAGCCACUAAGGAUUAUAUUUUACAGGGAUGGUGUAAGUGAAGGACAAUUUUACCAAGUUCUCCUUUAUGAAUUAGAUGCAAUCCGGAAGGCUUGUGCUUCCUUAGAACCAAACUAUCAGCCUCCGGUAACUUUCAUAGUUGUACAAAAACGACAUCAUACACGGUUAUUCGCUAACAACCACCGGGACAGGAGCAGUACAGAUAAGAGUGGGAAUAUAAUGCCUGGAACUGUUGUUGAUUCUAAAAUAUGCCAUCCAACAGAAUUUGAUUUCUAUCUAUGCAGUCAUGCUGGCAUCCAGGGUACAAGUAGGCCUGCCCAUUAUCAUGUUCUGUGGGAUGAAAACAACUUCACAGCAGAUGGAAUUCAAUCUUUGACAAACAAUCUGUGUUACACAUAUGCUAGGUGUACUCGAUCUGUAUCAGUUGUUCCUCCAGCAUAUUAUGCACAUUUAGCAGCAUUUAGAGCACGUUUCUAUAUGGAGCCAGAUAUGCAAGAGAAUGACUCUACAGGUGGUGGUAACGGUGGUGGUCGUGGAGGAUCGAAGGGAACUCGAGCAGCCGGAGAGUGUGGUGUGAAGCCACUGCCAGCCUUGAAAGAGAAUGUGAAGAGAGUAAUGUUUUACUGUUGAGAUUGAUAGAUGAUUAUGGAGUGCAGUGUUCAUCAUCAUUUCAUAUUAGCUUUGUACAUUAGUGGUAGCUAGUUUAAGUUUAUAGAUCCAUGAUUAUAGUCCUUAAUAGAGGCUUAGUCUAGAUUUCCCUACAAGUGAAAGUAGUAGUAGUAUUUGACUUUGAAGAUGAAUAGUGUUGUAAUCAUCAUUGUAGAAAAUUUUGCCUCAAGGCCUUUAUAGAUCAAGAUUAGAAAAUUCCCAAUA
Arachis stenosperma is the source of this 4001-nucleotide messenger RNA. Its product is annotated as protein argonaute 10-like. Gene Ontology annotation, molecular function: RNA binding; protein binding. The coding region runs from base 741 to 3758 and encodes 1005 amino acids. The transcript is spliced from 22 exons. Lineage: Eukaryota; Viridiplantae; Streptophyta; Magnoliopsida; Fabales; Fabaceae. Gene Ontology annotation, cellular component: cytoplasm. The record is from RefSeq and is a predicted model, not a curated record. Gene Ontology annotation, biological process: regulatory ncRNA-mediated post-transcriptional gene silencing.